Molecule: messenger RNA, 2026 nt
Organism: Scleropages formosus (Asian bonytongue)
Lineage: Eukaryota; Metazoa; Chordata; Actinopteri; Osteoglossiformes; Osteoglossidae
Gene: dusp2
Product: dual specificity phosphatase 2
Exons: 4
Coding region: 330-1289 (319 amino acids)
Biological process (GO): endoderm formation; protein dephosphorylation; negative regulation of MAPK cascade
Cellular component (GO): cytoplasm; nucleus
Molecular function (GO): MAP kinase tyrosine/serine/threonine phosphatase activity
Source: RefSeq, a predicted model, not a curated record
GCCCCUCACUGUCAGUUCACGGCAGAAAACAAUAGAGAGCGCGGGAGGCGUGAAAAGCAGAGAAACAGAGAAACUGAGAAACUGUCCGGGCAGCUGAGCAAUAAAUACAACUUGUUUUAGAUAUCACCUUUUGUGCCUGGCGUACAAAAAAAUACACGUUAAUUAAGCCAAGACGAACACUGACUUCUAUAUUUAGCGAGACGAGUUACUGAAGAGACAACAAAAACACUUUUUUUGGCAGCUAUCGUGACAGAUCAUUAUCGUGGUCGCGUGGGGAAAAGAAAGACUGAGAAGCAAAAGCAGGCGUUCCGUCCCUCUAUCGCGAGCUGAUGGCUAACGGCGAGCCGCUGGAAAUCGCGGGCAGCGAGCUGGUUCACAUCCUGCGCACCCCGCCGGAGCUGUUCGCCUCGGGCGGCUGCGUGCUCCUCGACUGCAGACCCUUCCUGUCGUACUCCCGGGCGCACAUCCGCGGCUCCCGCAACGUCAACUGGAACUCGAUGCUGCGGCGAAGGUCCAAGAGCGCCGUGGUGAGCCUCGAGUGGCUGGUGCCCGACAGGUCGCUGCUGAGCGGGCUGCGCGCCGGACACUUCUCCCCGGUGGUGGUGCUGGACGAGGAGAGCCGCUCCGUGGCCGAGCUGAAGGCGGAGAGCCUGGCCAGCAUGUUGCUGAGCGCCCUGAGAGCCGAGGUGGAACCCGGAGCGGCACAGAUCUGCUUCCUACAAGGCGGGUUCGAGUCUUUCUUCGGCGCCUACGGCGAUCUGUGCGUCAACAGCGCGGCGGCGAGUGGAAACCAGAGCUCCGCGAGGGACCCCGAGCCCGGCCUGUCCGGCAGGACCACGCCCCUCUACGACCAGGACGGUCCGGUCGAGAUCCUCCCUUUCCUCUUCCUGGGCAGUGCCCACCACUCUUCGAGACGCGAGACCCUGGCGCAGUGCGGCAUCACGGCCGUGCUUAACGUCUCCUCCUCCUGCCCCAACCUCUUCGAGACCGAGCUCCUCUACAUGACCCUACGCGUGGAGGACAGCCUGGCGGCAGAUAUCCGCGCUCGUUUCCCAGAGGCCAUCCGCUUCAUUGACUCCGUGAAGGAGAGCGGCGGGCGCGUACUGGUGCACUGCCAAGCGGGCAUCUCACGCUCAGCUACCAUCUGCCUGGCCUACCUGAUCCACUCGCUGCGCGUGCGUCUGGACGAGGCCUUCGACUUCGUCAAGCAGCGACGGCGAGUCAUCUCGCCUAAUCUGGCCUUCAUGGGCCAGCUUCUGCAGUUUGAGACCGACGUUUUGUGCCACUGACCCACCCCUUCCCGAGCUGUCGGCACCGGUCGGAUGGACUCGCGCAAUCUUCGGUACUUGAAAAAGCUCAAAAGCAAAAGGUUACUGUGGAGGUCGUCACGUGCCAUCUGCUCUGCACCGAGCACAAUGCAUCUUCACUCCUGUCUCUGCUGUGCACGCAGACUAACUACGACACUAGUUUUUGCUGAGCAAAAAUACUACAAAGUUGAAUGUCUUCGCCCCGUGCAGGCUGACUUUGUAAUUUUUUUUCAGGACAGAUAAAACUGAGUUACUGACAGUAGAGUAGGAGGACACAUUCACCACUAUGCAGCCACGCACUAGUUGCAUGUGCACUGACGUGCACACGUCUCUACCUUUAAUCCAUGGCGACUGGAAAAAGAGACUGCUAGCUCAUGUUCCGAGGGCUUAUGCUAGGAUCAACUUGAAUAUGUUUUUCAACUAUUCAAAACUGCAGUUCCUACAGCGAGUGUUUAAGCUGUGAUGAAUAUAGACAGCUUUUAGUCUUGAUGUCGAAUAGGUUUUGCACUAGCGUAAGGAAUAAGGAAAAGCCAUAUCUCUGACUUUUGAAUACGUUUUAAAAUGUAAAUACCAUUUUAAAUGAAUUGCUGGGUUUGCGUUUGUAUGUGUUCCAAUAAUGAUUAUUUUCUGGCACUGCACUUUACGUAUUGAAAUGCAAAAAAGUAAAUUGAUUACUGAUAUUUUUGUACAGAAUAAAUGGUUUUUAACUUAUGGGAAAA